This is a messenger RNA of Chelonoidis abingdonii (Abingdon island giant tortoise), 2287 nucleotides long. It is a transcript of the gene ISM2, whose product is annotated as isthmin 2. Lineage: Eukaryota; Metazoa; Chordata; Testudines; Testudinidae. The record is from RefSeq and is a predicted model, not a curated record.
CCUCCCACGGGCCAGAGGAGAGUCCCCCGGAAGCCAGGGCACUGUCAGUAAUCUUUCUCUCACACUCUGAGCGGCUCUGGGCCCUGCCAGGGACACAACAAUACAGGAGCAGAAGGCUGGAAAGAGGAUUGCAGUUUUCAUCUGCAAUUUUUGAUCCUCCCUCUCCUAUUCCUUCAGGGACUGAUUUUGUAAUAUUAGCAGGCUGGAUUAGUGGGCAGAGGGGUGCCUGGCUGCUUGCCUUGUCUGUGCCUGGAGAGGGGUUAGUGGGGAGGGCGGAGGAAGAGAUGUCUGGGAUCAGAGGGAAAGUUGUACUUAUCCUAGGCUUCGUCUUUCUGACAACUCUUCUGGCGGUGGUGAGAGGGCUUCCCCUGAGGAAACAACGCACCAGCAGCCCCAGGGAGCAGGGUCACAAGCUGAUGGAGGUCUCUACUUCAUCUGACACCCAUUUGACGCAGGAAGAGGAGAUGCCACAGUCCAACAAGGUUCGGAGCCUGAGGCAAAGCGGGCAGGCUGGGACUCGCCGGCACAAACGCCGAUGGUCAUCCCAGCGGGCUGCGAGGAACCAGCCAGUGCCACUCUGGCCUGGUGGCGCUAGCAAGGAGGAGAGCACACCCUUUGUGCUGGACUUACAGAACCUGCCAGGGUUGGCCAACAUUGACCUGAGUGCCCAGAACCCAAACAUACAGGUAACCAUCGAGGUGGUGGAUGAUCCCCAGGCUGAGAUAGAGAUGGAUUUGCUGAAGGAGACCAGCAAUGACUGGUCCCUGACCUCCUCCGAGUGGUUGUCACACAAGGACCUUUUCUGGCCCCUCUUCUGGGAGUACAUGGAUCCCACUGAGGAAGAGGAGGAUGACGAGGAUGACAGCCUGGACAGAGGAGAGGAGGAGGAAGAUUAUACAACAGAGUAUGAGGAAGAGGAGGAGACAGUGCUGAGUGGAGUGGGAGGCAACUGGGACCAGAGGUGGCCAAGUCAGAAGAACUGGAUCUUCAAGGAAAAAUAUAAUUAUGACUAUGAAGAUGAAGAGGAGUGGAGCUCUUGGUCCCCCUGCAGUGUGACCUGUGGUAGUGGGAACCAGAAGAGAACCCGGUCCUGUGGCUACGCCUGCACAGCCACCGAGUCGAGAACCUGCGACCUGCAUCGCUGCCCUGGAGCAGAUGGGGAGAUGGUCUUCACCACUGACGAAACGCCAUUUGAGGGUGAGAACACCACGGAGAUGUUCAACUCAGAUGUGGACAGCUGUGAGAAGUGGCUGAACUGCAAGAGCGACUUCCUCACCAGGUAUCUGAGCAAGGUGCUGACGGAUUUGCCCAGCUGCCCCUGCUCCUACCCAUUGGAGGCUGUUUACAGUGCUGUGAAUCUGCGGGAUGAGCACCAGGGCAAGAACUUCCGCUGGCGUGAUGCCAGCGGUCCCAAGGAGCGGCUGGACAUCUACAAGCCUACAGCCCGCUUCUGCCUGCGGUCCAUGCUUUCCUUGGACAGCACCACACUGGCUGCCCAGCACUGCUGCUACGACGAGCACACAAAGCUUAUCACCCGGGGUAAGGGGGCUGGCGCCCCCAACCUCAUCAGCACGGAGUUCUCCCCGGAGCUGCACUACAAGGUGGACAUGCUGCCUUGGAUUCUGUGCAAGGGGGACUGGAGCCGGUAUCAUGCUGUUCGGCCCCCCAACAAUGGGCAGCAGUGUGCUGAUAACCCCACUGAGGAGGAAUACCUCUCCCAGCUGCAGGAGGCCAAGGAGUACUAGCAGAGCUUGGCCGAGUGAUGGGGGAGCAGGAUGUGGCAGGUCCACCACGUAACACCCCAGGAGUACCAGGGGGCCUGUCUCUCUCUCCACCACAAUGAGGGCCUGCAGGCCACAGAGGCCCUGGAGUCAUCCCCUGCUUGUCACUCCCUUGGAAACAAAGCAGUUCGGGGGAGAGGCGGAGCCUUUGGCCCUACACGCAAGUUCCCUGUCGGUGCCAACCACAGGGAUUGGUUUUAAAUCUAUCUUUUCACAGAGGCAUCUCACUUCCUUUCCAGUUUCCAAGGGACCCAGGUGAUCCUUGCUGCAUGAUUGGCCCCAGGGUGCUGUUCUCACCCCAGGUAUUUCUCUGUGGAUAGCACAGGAUCCAAGCAGGUGACAGCUAGAGGCAAUGGAAGGCAGCGGCCUCUGAGGGUGGGGGUGUAUAAAGGGAAAGGGUGCAGCUCCUGUUACUUUUCUAUGAAGUGUUAAUUGCAAUCUCAUAAGUAGCUCAGGGGCUUAUGGUGAAACAUUCUUGGCUUUUAUUUUUUUCACGUUGCAGCUGU